UCCACCACGAAUUAACCAAAAUUAAACAUUAAAUAACCACACAUUGUAAAUUGAACAAAAAACCCCAGUGCGUUAAUGCCUCCGACGCAAAUCUUCGCUUAAUGCGCCGUAAUCCGUGCACUGUUUCGGUCGAUCGCGUCCAAUCGGAAAAUCGCCUUCUUCCGAAUCCGUUUUCUUCGAUUUUCCUUGGGCCGCGCGCUGUGGCGGCGGACUCGCGCGCCAAACAUCAAUACGCCGAUCGUCGUGUGCGUUCGCCGUGGCGUCGGCGGUGUUGGCGGCGGCGGCGGCGCGCUCACUCUGUGGGUGUUACAAUCAAUAGGGGCAGCCCGUCGGCGGCGCGCGUGUCGGUGUCGGGCAGUCGCGCGGUGGCAAACGGUGCGCGAGUGUGCGGCCCUCAAAAGCCAGAGUGUGAAUGAGAGCGCUCGCGUUGUGAUAUUUAACGCAAGAGCGAUAUAUCAUCAUGCAGCCGCCGCCGAGAAAGGGCAACUACGCGAAGUUCCUCAAGAACCUGCACUCCGAGCAGGUGAACAAACUGCUGGCGAAGAAUCAGCACGAGUGUGAUCUACUCGAGGAUAUUCGCACGUUUAUUAUCAAAAGAUGCGCCAUCGAACGAUCCUAUUCAGAUGCGCUGCUUAAAAUAUCGUCAGCUUAUCUCAAUAAGAAAAUACCCAAUAUACCCGACAUCAAGCUGGAUGGCGGUGAUGAAAAAUGGAAUAUGUGGAAUGUUUGGCGCACAGUACUCGAAGAAAACGAAAAAUUAGCAAGGGCACGUCUUGCAGCUGUCGAAGUCUUUCAGCAGCAGAUCGCAGAAGAAGCGAAAGUUCUGCGAUCACAUAAAGUAGCUGCAUCGAAAAAAUGUGUGGAUCAAUUGGCGCUCGUUCAAAAGGAACUACAGACCUGUGUGCAGGACGUGGACAAAACGAAAAAGCUCUACUUCGAUGAAGAACACUGCGCACAUGAUGUCAGAGAUAAAGCACGCGAUAUUGAAGAAAAGUUAAAAAAGAAAAAAGGUUCCUUCUUUCAGUCCAUCACAUCGCUACAAAAGAACAGCGCUAAGUUUUCAUCGAAACGUGAACAACUCGAAGAAAAGUCCGCAGGCGCACGAAAUGACUACUUAUUGUGCUUAGCAGCUGCGAACGCGCAUCAAAAUCGCUACUUCCUGGUGGAUUUGCAGCUGUGUAUGUCCACAAUGGAGAGUAAUGUCUUUGACAAAGUAGCCGAAUUUCUAAUGCUUAUGGGUCGCACCGAGCUGCUCACUUGUUCGGCAAUGCAAAACUCUUUCUCGACGAUUCGUGACCAGGCCAAGCAGUUAACCCGCGAGUAUAAUCUGCAAUGCGUUUACCUGUACUACCCCGUGCUCAAACAGCACAUUCAGUAUGAGUACGAGCCAUGCGACAACGACCCCAUAGAGGUGAUCAGCGCAGAUCAUGAAAACGCCGCUGCUACGCUCAGCAAGGAGGCACGCAGAUGGGCGACAAAGAUCGCGCGAGAAAACGCCAAUAUUCGUGACGGCGUUAGAAAACUGCAGAUUUAUCAUGCGUUGAGGGAAUCCGGGCAGAGGGUGGAUCCGAACGAUCAAAACGGGCCAGAUUUAGAUACAAAGAUGGAGGAUCUCAAGCAGUCCAUACGUCGCUCGGAAACGUCCAAAAUGAAAGCGGAAGCGCGAUUGGAAUACCUGCGAGCUGGCGGGGUGAAUGUUGACGAAUGGCUUCAAGAGGCAGAAACACUAAAUGUACAGGAUAUACAAAGAUCAGCUAGUUCUCUAUCAGAUCAUCCAAGUUCAGACUCAUAUUACGAUAGUGAUUUUGCUGAUGGAGAACCUAGCGCAACGCCACAACCGCCUGUGGACGUUAAAAUUGAAACAGAUUACGAUGAACGGCCUGUUGUUGACAGCGACGAAGAAGACUCCCAACAGGAGGUCGACGGUGAGUGGGCAAUGCUCGAGCAAGAACGACAGAGGAUAGAACAAAUGACAGCCGGUUGGGAUGAUCCCACCCAAGUUGAUUGGGGUGCGGUGGCUGGUGAAGAAACCGAAGCAGUUGCGGAUGCCGCUCCAGCUGAAGAACCCGCCCCGCCAACUGCAGUGUUAAAAUGUACCGCUAUAUAUUCCUAUACGGCACAAAAUCCAGAUGAAUUAACAAUUGUGGAAAAUGAACAACUUGAGGUAGUUGGUGAAGGCGACGGUGACGGAUGGUUACGCGCAAGAAAUUAUCGCGGAGAAGAAGGAUACGUCCCACAUAACUACCUCGAUGUGGAACGAGAGCAAUCAGCGACAACGCCUGGCCUUCAAAACCAAAUCUCCUUCUCUUCUGUAGACUACACUAUUGACCAGGAGGAUGAUGUGACGGCAAACACAGACACCGCCAAUCAAUCGCCCGAUCAAGUUUCGGUUAUUGCCGCCCCCACAGCCGCCAUUCAACCGGACGCAUUCGAACCAAAAACUGAAUAUUGCGUCGCACUUUAUGACUACGACGGUGAUCCACCUGAAGAGUUAACCUUCGAUGAAGGCAAUGUUAUUAGGUUGAUCAGUAGAUGCGCGCACAGUAUCGAUGACGGGUGGUGGAAAGGUGAAUUGGAGGGGCGUAUUGGUAACUUCCCUUCACUGGUGGUUGAGCUAUGUGACGAAUAUGGUGAACCAUUAUCGAAUCCAGAGGAUCAAAGCCCACCACCAUCGGCACCACCGGUGUUUACUCCACCGGACGUACCGGAGGAUUUUAUUAAUGACAUGGACAUUACGCCAACUGAGGAUGACAUGCCGCUGCCGGGGUUUGAGCCGCCUAGCAUAGCUCCACCUCCGGCACCACCUGGCGCGGAAGCGGAAUCUGACCCGGAACCGCCCACACCUCCAGCUAAUUCCGCCAGGUUCAAAAUGGAGAUGACCAGAGGGCAGAAAGAGCAAUACGGCACGCAAUUUGAAGGCAGUGACAUUCCAACAAUUGAUAUCACAACAGUAGCGACAGUAGAUUCCGACGGUAAUGAAAAAGAAGACGAAGAAGACGAUGAUGGAUUGGGCGUGGUGCAGAUAGAAAUAACAGCUGCCACGCCCAUGAUGGAAGAACCGGAGCAACCAUUCCCCCCACCAGAGGAGUCCAGCAAUCAUGAACAGGAUGAUCACGAACCAGAAGAAUUACCACCAGUCCCCGAAGAAGAAGAGGAAGAAACACCUCGUAUGUGCCGCAAACCACCUCAGGCACCAGUUGCUUCAGACGAUGGUGACCUACCCCAUGUGGCCGAUACUCCACCCUGCCCGAUUAGUAGCAGUUCCGAGGGCGAUACCACGGGCCCAUCAACAGCGGAAAAUUCAGUCAGCCACGCUCCACCUCAGCAAGGGUCAGAGGAUGCACCCAAACAAGUGGUCGGCGGCAGGGCAAGCAUUCCCGACGAACUGGAGCCGCACCAAUUGGCGCGGCUGCAAGAACUCAAGGAGUCCAACGCAUAGUACGCCUAGUGCAAGUAAGAUUAUUUAAAAUUUAAUAAGCGAGCGCGGACGCCGGAAUAAUGAAGAAAUAAAUAAACAUGAUAUACAUGAAGGUAAGGCUCCUAUAGGUUUAAUUGUGCGUACGCUUUAUAUAACAAUUUAAGCUGCUUUUGAUCAUUUGAGCAUCUCUUCGACGACAAACUCAAUAACAAACAGGCGCAAACAAUGAAUAAAUGACGGGUCAAUUAUAGUUUCCAUUACAGACGUCAUGCAUCCCUUAUAUUACGAAAAUAGAAAGUAUGUUAUUACAAAUUAAUUGAAUAAUCUAUGUUUCUCCUAUGGCGUCAAGGAGAUGUUCGGCAAAAGCAUCAAUUUGUAAAUUAUGAACAGAGUGUUAAAUUCGCGUUUGAAGAAAAAUGAAAAAAAAGUAAGAAAAAUGAAAUUCGACGACAUAGCGGAUAGAUUAAUUAUAAACACAAUAAAAAUAUUAGCGGGUAUUCAAUUGAAAUUAACUACAAAUUACAUCCGAGAAGGUUUACACUAAAAGUAUUGCGUUACAAUCGUUUAAAACAAUAGGAAACGUUAAACUUGUGUAUUUGUAUGCAACGAGAACUUUUUUAUUUGACAGCUAUGUUGAUGUCAAUGACGAAUAUUUUUCAUAACCUAGUAAAUCUGCUAGACAUUUGCAAAUGCAAUGAAAAACUGCAAUCUUAUGACUUGUGACAUAAUUUACGCUUGUGUACAGUUCAAGCAGCGCGAUAGUAGAAACGUUCGAUGGAUUUCGUUUGUAAACUAAGAGAAAAUGGCGGCCGCGGUACUCAAACAAGCAUUAGAAACUAACAAUAGCAAUAAUUUCAUUUCGUUUGAAUGUUAACCAAGCGAAAAUUGCGGAAAAAGUGCGCAAAAUGUCAAAAAAAUCGUCAUGCGAAUGUCAAACAAAAACAAAUAUCAUUUAUCAUCAUGUAGAUUGUGUACAUACUUAACGUUAAACACUAAAGAAGUGAACAAACAAAGCAAAACACUCACAAACACUCACUUACACAGGCGUCAUUUUUUGAGAAGAAAAAAAAAACGUUUUAAAUGAUAAAUUGAAAUAUUGAUUGUGUAAUUAUCAUUAUUGUUAAGUAUUAUUACUAUUACAAAUUGUAACAUUAAGUAGGCGAAUGUGGUGUAGCGACUGUUUUGUUUUAAGUUUGUAAACCAGUAGAGGCUGAUCACAGUGUGUGAAAAUGCGUCGACGUCGAUUUGUUUUAUACGUUGCAUCGACGGACGCAGGCGCAGAAGAAACUCGUUGUCUGUAAUUAUUUAUUACCAUUAAUUAGUUGUUAAGAGAAGGUAAAAGUAAACAAAUUAAAUAAUUAAGUACGAACCUGGGCGCCUAUUAUAAAUGAGAAUAACGUAUAGAUAACACUCAUUCGUAUGUACUUACUUACUUACGUUAUAAACUUAUGACAAGGACGAAGAGGAAAUUGAGGAAGAAUAUUAUUGUUAAUCGUCACAUCUAUACUUGACUACAUCUUGAUAUUUUCUCAUUAUCUUCUUCGUUGUCCGACUCGUUUGCUGAAAAGCCAAACAAAACAAUUAAUUAAUUACAAUUUUGAGACACUCUGCAAUAUUUGCAGGUUGAAAAAAAAAACAAAUAAAAUUGCAAGCUCGAAUCGAUGAUAUGAACAACACAAAACUAAAAAAAAACUAAAACAAAUGAAGAACGGUAAAUAAAUGUUACUUGAGUGUAGACAAAGUGUUGACGAAUGAUUUGUUUUUUGAAUGGUAGUGUUUAACAAAGCGAACGAAAGAUUAAUUACGUUUAUUUUGCUUUACGAAUCUCCUAACCUCUAAAGAAAUGUCGAAGGUGUGGAAAUCAAUCACUUCACAAGUGCUUUUUAUCGUAGAUUAACGUUUAAAUGUGUUUACUUACUGCUUUCCAACGUUGAUUAAACUUUGGUUCGAUUUUUAGUGUAUAGCCUAUAGCGGUAACUGUGGAACCCGACGUGACAUAAAACUAACCUCAACUCCGUGCUAUGCGCGCGCUAAUCCUGCUGGCUUAAAUCGCGAUCAUAACCUCUCACUCAGCACACGACCCAAAACAAUAUUCGAUGGAUACACGUGACGUAUGUGAUUAGAUGCCGUUUGUGAGCGCGAUAGAAAAGUAUAUAACACACGUUUGAAUGUAAUAUUUAAAUUCCCCGUCUUCUUUCAGCGGUGCCUUCUUAUAUUGUAAAGAAACAAAUCAUUUAACAAAAACGAAACGACUACUCUCAGAAAACACGAGAUCAUCAAACUAACACAAUUUAAAUGAAGCAAAACAAAAAAAAAAUAAGGUCGCAGUCACACAAAUGAAAAAACAUAGUAUAAUGCUCUUGUUCAAGUGAAUUUUUCCUUCUUACCUAAGCGUAAUGUAAACCUAAACGUACCUAUACGAUUCGUAUUCGACACAAUUUGAUUUUUGUCUGAUAUUAUUGAAGAAAAACCAAAGAAAAACAUGAAAAACAAAUCUAACAAAAAUGUACUUAUUACCCAAGCGAAUAACUAUAAAUAAAAUUAUGUAGAACAGUGAAAAAUAA
Molecule: messenger RNA, 5982 nt
Organism: Dalotia coriaria
Lineage: Eukaryota; Metazoa; Arthropoda; Insecta; Coleoptera; Staphylinidae
Gene: nwk
Product: nervous wreck
Exons: 11
Coding region: 461-3439 (992 amino acids)
Biological process (GO): regulation of actin filament polymerization; neuromuscular synaptic transmission
Cellular component (GO): recycling endosome; neuromuscular junction
Molecular function (GO): protein binding
Source: RefSeq, a predicted model, not a curated record